AUGCCCGUCCCUGAGGAGACAGCCUCCGCCAAACCACGGCGCGUGCUAGCCUGUGUAGCAUGCCAACAGCGCAAGAUCAAGUGUGAUCGUCAGUCACCUUGUGCCCACUGCGUACGGUCAGGUGCACAGUGCACGACAGCCGUACGCCAGCGGCGUCGUAGGUUUCCCGAGCGAGGGUUGCUAGAGCGUCUACGACAUUACGAGACCUUGCUCCGCCAGCACCACGUCGACUUCGAUCCUCUUCAUUCACCACCUGUUACAGGGCUCGGGUCUCCGAGCGGCGACGGUAAGGAUUCACCUUCGAACGAUACAGAAUCGGAAAUGAUCAUCCCCGGCACCGAGGGCCAGCCGUCGGGAGAGAAAUCAGUCGGGGAAGGAAAGUCCAGACCGUCAAGCGUUUCACUGAUAAGUGAGAAGUGGGCUGCAGAUCCCAAGGAUGAGGAUGACAACGACACCGAAGACAAUGAGACUGACAGUGGUUUCCUACACGACAACGAUGAUAUGCGUCAGGCUGUGAUCAGGAAAGCAUACGAUUACAUAUCCGAAUUCCAAAGAAACGACCACCUACUAUUCGGAUUGCCUACCGGAAAGAUCGACCUAUCCGCUUCCCACCCGGAUCAGGUACAGAUAUUUCGGCUCUGGCAGGUCUAUUUAGACAAUGUCAAUCCUUUGCUCAAAGUGACACACACUCCCACCCUUCAAGCACGCAUCAUCGAUGCCGCCAGCGACAUCGCUAAUAUCCACCCCGUACUGGAAGCCUUAAUGUUCAGCAUCUACUGUGUUGCCGUUUUGAGUCUUAGAGAAGACGAAUGCAAUGCCCUCUUCAAAUCGCCUAAAAAGGAUCUUCUGACAAAGUAUCAGGCUGGGUGUCAGCAAGCUUUGCGAAAUUGUGGUGUGUUACGGUCUACCGAUCGCGACUCUUUGACGGCAUUGUACCUCUACCUACUGUCAAUCAGGCCCGACACAGAUCCAAUGUCGCUUUCCUCAUUGCUGGGUGUCGCUAUUCGCAUCGCUCAACGAAUGGGUGUCCACAACGAUUUUAUCUAUGGCAAAUACUCCGUGUUGGACGCCGAGAUGCACCGAAGACUAUGGUGGUCCCUCAUUCUCUUCGACAGCCGCAUCUGCGAGAUGUCUGACCACAAGACCGCAACAUUGGCGCCGACCUGGGACUGCCGAACUCCGCUCAACGUGAAUGACUCCGAGCUUCAGCCAGAGAUGACAACGCCACCAGCAUCCAACGACCGACCCACAGAAUCUCUAUUCGCUGUGGUACGCAGUGAGCUGGCUGACUUCGUUCGUCACAGUGCCUUUCACCUUGAUUUGACCAACCCGUCAUUGAAACCACUCGUCACUCGAUUCGGCACCAGUUAUGAGGCGGAAAAGUUCAAUGAGCUGGAGAGAACCAUCGAGGAGAAGUACCUGACAUUCUCCAAUCUCGAAAACCCACUGCACUACAUGACCAUCUGGACUAUGCGGGCUUACCUGGCGAAGAAUCGUCUCUUGCAGCAUUACGCAAGAACCUCAACAGCGUCCGUGCAGCAGACGGAGACGCAGCGUAAAAUCGCCAUUUCUCAUGCCCUUCGCAUGCUUGAAUGUGAUACAAACCUCAUGACAUCGCCUCUCAUCAGCGGAUAUCGGUGGUUUGUUCACUUCCACUUCCCCUUACCCGCAUACAUCCACAUCCUUCAGGAUUUAAAAAGGCGGCCGGAAGAGAACGAUGCAGACCGGGCGUGGGAGGUCAUGAGCAACAAUUACGAGGUUCGAUUCAUGAACUCGAAGCAAGAUGACAAGCCGUUCUUUGUUAUUUUCUCUCGGAUUGUCUUCCAGGCCUGGGAGGCGCGGGAAAACUUGGCAAGACAACAACAGAGAGCACUGGUGCCACCGCGCAUUGUAUCGGAUGUGAAAGACAGGGUGAUACAGAUGGCGUCUGACUUUUCACAAAGCUGUAGCAUGGAGCCGACGAGUGGCUCCUGUGCUCCCGACGUUAAUGACUUUUCAAUUCCCAUGCAGGCGGCCUUUGGUGGUUCGAACAUGGCCUACGGCACUGGAGAUCAGGGAUCCACAGGUUGGGGAUCCUGGGGUUACCCCGACGUGUUCGGACAUGGUUCAUAUGACACCGAUGGGAGCCAGUUCCUUUUGAGUACAAUGGAAUGGAAUCCACUGUACGCGCGAAGCAGAUGA
Aspergillus clavatus NRRL 1 is the source of this 2181-nucleotide messenger RNA. RefSeq names its product Zn(II)2Cys6 transcription factor. Gene Ontology annotation, molecular function: zinc ion binding; DNA-binding transcription factor activity, RNA polymerase II-specific; DNA binding. Gene Ontology annotation, biological process: regulation of DNA-templated transcription; DNA-templated transcription. NCBI's taxonomy places the organism in Eukaryota, Fungi, Ascomycota, Eurotiomycetes, Eurotiales, Aspergillaceae. The transcript is spliced from 3 exons. Bases 1 to 2181 code for a protein of 726 amino acids. The record is from RefSeq and is a predicted model, not a curated record.